AUGAAUGAACGAAAUAAAUUCUCCAUCCAAAACACGCGUCGCCAAUUCAAAGCUCACAAGGUGAUACUGGCCGCGUGCAGUAAACAUUUCCAAGAACUGUUUGACACGGCACCACCCAGUCAUGCGGGUGCUUGCUACGUUAUUCUGGAAGCCACCACGGCUGACAAUAUGCAGGCACUUCUUGAAUUCAUGUAUAAAGGAGAGGUUCACGUCAGCCAGGAUGCGCUCUCCAGCUUUCUCAAGAGCGGAGAAAAUUUGCAGGUCAAAGGCCUGUCGAUGGAAAUGUCGCAAGAUGCAUGGGUGAAGCAGCAAACCCAGCAGAGUUCCGGAGACCGUCACCAGACUCGUAUAAAGACUAGUCCGGUAUCAGGAUCAGGUAACUGCGAGGUUCAGGAGUCGGUGCCACCGCAGCCACAUACAGCGUCCUUUACUCCGAUCAUGCCACAGUACGGGAUGCCAAUGCAUGGCAGCGGCAGCAUGGGGCGGUAUGCUCCACCCGCUCACUUGCCAAUUCAUGCUGGGUCGCACCGCAGACCAGCGCCACCGAAACCAUCGCCAUCUCCAAGUCCACAUGCUAGGAAUUAUAGACAAAGCUCAUCCUCAUCCCACUGCGGCAGCGUUGCUGAUGAACCUGACACCCGUUCUUCACCAGGUGUCGGUACCGGUGGCGGCGGUCGUUAUGAGGAAAAUCCACCGGACUGCACAUCUACCCUCGGCAACCCGACCAAGAAUAACGGAUAUGAACGCAGCGCGUCUGCUAACGAUGAAAUGAUGGAACGCCUUUCUAAUGACCAAGGAGCUGAAGAUUUACGGAUAAAAAAUGAGAACGACUACCAGCCACCGGUGUACAACAAUUCACCGCCGCCAGCGACGUCCCUCCCGAAUGCUAACUAUCAUGACAAGACGAUGGAGACGUCGCCCGUGCCACCGAAACCCAGCCCUGACAUCUGGCCUGCCAAGCUCAUCACUAGCAAGUCUGGUGGUAUCGCUACUGCUGACGGUAAAAAGCUAAAAUGUCCAUACUGCGAGAGACUUUACGGAUAUGAGACGAACUUGCGCGCACACAUUCGACAGCGGCAUCAAGGAAUUCGCGUGCCGUGCCCUCACUGCUCCCGCACGUUCACACGCAACAACACAGUACGUCGCCACAUUGCGCGUGAACAUCGCCACCAGGUCACGCCACAACUCCCCCAAGGCACUCUUCAUAACCACACGCAGUAA
Arctia plantaginis is the source of this 1221-nucleotide messenger RNA. The record is from the annotation of a GenBank genome assembly. NCBI's taxonomy places the organism in Eukaryota, Metazoa, Arthropoda, Insecta, Lepidoptera, Erebidae.